Messenger RNA from Saimiri boliviensis boliviensis (Bolivian squirrel monkey), 2728 nucleotides. It is a transcript of the gene MAL2, whose product is annotated as mal, T cell differentiation protein 2. Gene Ontology annotation, molecular function: structural constituent of myelin sheath. The record is from RefSeq and is a predicted model, not a curated record. Gene Ontology annotation, biological process: myelination. Gene Ontology annotation, cellular component: membrane. NCBI's taxonomy places the organism in Eukaryota, Metazoa, Chordata, Mammalia, Primates, Cebidae.
GAGCCGAGCGGCGGCGGCGGCGGCGGCGGGAGCCCGGGAGGCGGAGGCGGGCGGCGGCGGCGGCGGCGGCGCGCGGAGACGCAGCAGCGGCAGCGGCAGCAUGUCGGCCGGCGGAGCGUCAGUCCCGCCGCCCCCGAACCCCGCCGUGUCCUUCCCGGCGCCUCGGGUCACCCUGCCCGCCGGGCCCGACAUCCUGCGGACCUAUUCGGGCGCCUUCGUCUGCCUGGAGAUUCUGUUCGGGGGUCUCGUCUGGAUUUUGGUUGCCUCCUCCAAUGUUCCUCUACCUCUGCUACAAGGAUGGGUCAUGUUUGUGUCCGUGACGGCAUUUUUCUUUUCGCUCCUCUUUUUGGGCAUGUUCCUCUCUGGGAUGGUGACCCAAAUUGAUGCCAACUGGAACUUUCUGGAUUUUGCCUACCAUUUUACAGUGUUUGUCUUCUAUUUUGGAGCCUUUUUAUUGGAAGCAGCAGCCACAUCCCUGCAUGAUUUGCAUUGCAAUACAACCAUGACCCUGCAGCCGCUCCUGAGUGAUAACCAGUAUAACAUAAACGUAGCAGCCACAAUUUUUGCCUUUAUGACGACAGCUUGUUAUGGUUGCAGUUUGGGUCUGGCUUUACGAAGAUGGCGACCGUAACACUCCUUACUGACAGUCGGGUGUUAGUUUCAUUUGUCUACUUUAUAUGUCUGAUCAAUUUGGAUAACAUUUUGUCCAGAUAUAAAAACAUUCCAAAAGUAGUUUGUUUAGUAGGGAGAGACUCUAAGCUCAAGUUUUGGUUUAUUUCAUGGAUGGAAUGUUAAUUUUCUUAUGACGUUAAAAAAAAUGGCCUUUUAUAUUUCUCCCCUUCUUCCCUUCCUUGUUCCUUUUCUUAAAGUUUCCUUUUAUGUCCAUAAAAUACAAACAUAUGGUUCAUAAAAAAUUAGUAUACGUUCUGUUUGGUUGCUGAGUCACCUGACCCUUAAUUUUAACCUUUCAAAUAGGCUUCCCACUGACCUCUACAUUUUAGUGUAAAACAGAAAAUGGCACACUUUGUUUUAGAACAGACCAGAUGGUAAAUAUUUGUGCUUCAUGGGCCAUACAGUCUCUGCCACAACUAUUCAGUUCUGCUGUUGUAGCAUGAAAGCAGCUAUAGAUAAAACAGAAAUGAAUGAGUGUGGUUAUGUUCUUAUGAAACUUUAUAAAAACAAGGGGAGUCUGAGUUUAACCUUGUGGGCUAUUGUUUAUCGACCACUGGUGUAAAACAACUGAUCAUGAAAACAUAGAAACCUAACAACUAGACAAGCCACAUAAUAUUUAGUCUCAUUAUGCAAUAAUCACAUUGCCUUUGUGUUAAUAGUCAAAUGCUUACCUUUGGAGGGGCAUGUAGUUUCUCAAACUGUCUCAGGCAGAGUCCUGAAUAUAGGAAAAAGUAAUUUAAAAAGUAAUUUAGGAAGUAAACUUUAGUUGCUUAAUCAAACUAAUGAUCUAACAACUGAGCAAGAUUCUUAUCUGCGAGUCCUUAAAAUGGGAUCCCCAGAGACCAUUAAUCACUACUGGAACUGGUAUCUAGCUACUCAUGUCUUACUUUUAAUUUAUUUAUGCUUCAGAAUACAGUUGUUUUCCCUGUGCAUGAAUAGAGCCAUAUUUGUGUGUGGAAUGUGAAGCUUUUCCAAAUAGAGCUCUCAGAAUAAUUGUUACUUCUAAUUAUUUUGCAUUACUUUGAGUUAAAUUUGAAUAGAGUAUUACAUAUAAAGUUGUAGAUUCUUAUAUGUUUUUAUAUUAGCCCAAACAUCUAUACUGUUUUUGCACUGGUGACAGAAAGGCAAAAUCAGUUUUCUAGCAAUAGCCAGGAAUAAAAACUAUUUCUGGCUGAAUAGCAUAGAAAAGCAUUUUAACCUACCUGUAGAGAUCCUGGUUAUGGAAAGGUGCCAAAGUGCUUUGAAUGGAAGAACAAAUAGAGUGAGGCCACAGUUCCCACCACACCAGGGCUUUUGUAUUGCUCUGUUCUUUCAGCCCUUUCCUUUCUGGCUGAAGCAUCCCCUUGGAGUGCCACGUACAAGUCAGGCUAUCAGAGUUCAUGGAACGUACAACAACUGUGAAUGAGUGGCAUGAUCAGUACUUAAUGAUUAAGUGUUAUUUAUCUAAUAAUCCUCUAGAAAGAACCCUGUUAGAACUUGGUUUGUGAUUAAAAAAAUAUAAAGACAGAAGACAUGAAGGGAAAAACAAGGCUUGAGGAAAUCAGGCAUUAUGACUUUAUACUUACAUCAGAUCUUUUAAUAUUCUACUUCCUUGGUUUUCCUAGCUACAUCCCACACACCUAAACCUGUAUUAUGAAUUACAUGUCAUAAAUGUGCCAUAAGGACAUAUAGUCCAUUCUAGUUGGAAUCGUUUAGUCUGCUAAAAUUUAGUUGUGAGAUUUUAUUUUUGUUUCCCAGGUAUAGCAAGCUUAUGUUUGGUGGCAUUAAAGUGAUUUCUUUAAAAUGCUUUGGUGGCACUUUUUGUAAGUAGAUUGCUUCUAGAUUGUUACAAACCAAGCCUAAGGACACAUCUGUGAAUACUUAGAUUUGUAGGUUAAUCACAGUCUAGAUGUGUGAGUUGAAUGACAAAGCAGUUGAACAAAAAUUAUGGAAUUUAAGGAUUUUACAUAUCUUGUAAAAAUGAGGAAGUGUUGGUUGGUUUUAAAAUCUGGUGACUCCAUGAUGAAAAGAAAUUUAUUUUAUAUGUGUUAUGACUAAUAAAGUAUUCAUUUGAUAA